Molecule: messenger RNA, 1090 nt
Organism: Loxodonta africana (African savanna elephant)
Lineage: Eukaryota; Metazoa; Chordata; Mammalia; Proboscidea; Elephantidae
Gene: ZMAT5
Product: zinc finger matrin-type 5
Exons: 7
Coding region: 320-832 (170 amino acids)
Cellular component (GO): U12-type spliceosomal complex
Molecular function (GO): zinc ion binding
Source: RefSeq, a predicted model, not a curated record
GCGGGGACGCAAGGGCGCAGGAGGAGGAGCCCGGAGCCGCUCGGCCCAGCGGAGCCAGCAAUCAGCCAAUCGGAUCCACUGUCUCAUUUUCCUACAGCAAAAGUAGAGGCCUACAGAGGAGAAGUGACUUGCCCAAGGUCACACAGCAAUCUUUUCAGUGUCCUGUGUGGUUUUGUCCAGCUAAGUCUGCUGCAGAGCCACUGUUCCAUCUUGGUCUUCUGGAAGGACACCCCUCCCUGCCCAUUCCUGCCCCAUUACUCUCCAGAGCCAGCAGCUCCCCAAAGCAUCAAGGCAGCGGCAGCACCUGGCAUAGGUGGCCAUGGGAAAGCGAUACUUCUGCGACUACUGCGACCGUUCCUUCCAGGACAGCCUCCACAACCGCAAGAAGCACCUGAAUGGGCUGCAGCACCUCAAGGCCAAGAAGGUUUGGUACGACAUGUUCCGAGAUGCAGCCACCAUCUUGGUGGAUGAGCAGAACAAGCGGCCCUGCUGGAAGUUUCUGCUGAUAGGCCAGUGUGACUUUGGCUCCAAGUGCAGAUUUUCCCACAUGUCGGGGCAAGACCUGCAGAAGCUAAGCCUCCAAGUGGAGGAGGAGAGGCGGGCCAAGGAGUGGCCGCUUGAUACUGUGGAGCUCCCCGAGGUCCAUCUGGAGGACUGGUUGGAGAAGAGAGCCAAGCGGCUGAGCUCAGCCCCAAGCAGCAGGGCUGAACCCGCCAGAACCACCAUCUUCCAGUACCCCAUGGGCUGGCCACCAAUCCAGGAGCUGCCCCCAUCCCUGCGGGCACCCCCACCUGGGGGGUGGCCCCUGCAGCCCAGCGUCCAGUGGGGCUGAUCUGAGUCCCUUGGCCCUACCUGGCUCCCACCUGGUCAGCUUUCCUAUCAGUCACAACAAAGACAAGAACUGGGGAGGCCUCACAGAGCCUCUGAAAGUAUUGCUUGGCCUCACUUAGACCCAGGAACCCCUUCCAGGUGCAGCCCUGGUCCCAGCAUGGAGCCAGACAGCUGCACCCACCCUCCCUCCCAGGACAUGUGAGAAAACGAACUUCCAGAUGUGUAUAAAGAGCCCGUCACCACCGUGGCUCUGGCUGCA